Messenger RNA from Gossypium raimondii (Peruvian cotton), 809 nucleotides. RefSeq lists its product as uncharacterized. The transcript is spliced from 2 exons. Bases 144 to 761 code for a protein of 205 amino acids. The record is from RefSeq and is a predicted model, not a curated record. Lineage: Eukaryota; Viridiplantae; Streptophyta; Magnoliopsida; Malvales; Malvaceae.
UGUCUUUUUCUCACCCAAUUUUCUUCCUAAACAAACAGAAAAUAUAUUACAUAAUCCUGGGGUCUACCUUGGGGCCAUCUCUAUACCAGCAACCACAAACCCUUCAAACAACACAACCCAAAAUCUUCCACGAUUGAUCAAUAAUGAACGAGGAGUCCAACCAGCAGCACCACCAAAGGGUUCACCGAAACGACGGCAACCCCGCGGUCCAGUCCAGAAGGCUAACGUCCACAGCCUCUUCUUCUUCGUCAUCAUCAAAAACAAGCGUCCACGUUACAGCCUUAGACGGUCUAGUCAACGUCAAUUCCCUCUUCACCGUAGCUGUCUUCGUCGGCCUUUCUUUGACAACCCCAGGUCAACACAGUCUCGAGAACCGAGCACCAUGCGACGCCGGCGUCGAUGUCGCAAAAAAGCUCUUGGUCUUCGAAGUUGUCUCUUUCAGCUUCUUCCUUUUCUCGUCGUUGGUGGCGCAAGGACUGAAACUGGCCAUCAAUUUGUUGAACAGUAAAGACGUCGACGAAGCGUUCAGGGCGCACAUUAACCUUAAAGUUUUGAGGUUCGGGAUGAUGGGCUCCGCUGUCGGGUCCGUCAUGGGGUGUUUGUUUUUGAUGCUGUCGAUGGUGAAUGUGAUUGAGAUACGGUUGGGGCUGUUGUCUUGUGGGAGCAAAUCUUCGGUUCAUGCGGCGGCGGCGCUGGUUGUGCUGGUUUCUUUGGCUCUGUUGGUUUAUAUUUCCACGGCGGUUUACGCUUUCUUGCAUUGAAAUAAUCGAAAAAAGGUGGCCAAUAUUAAAGGAUUAAUUUCACAAUAA